Oryzias latipes (Japanese medaka) is the source of this 1219-nucleotide messenger RNA. RefSeq names its product four and a half LIM domains protein 3. Gene Ontology annotation, molecular function: actin binding; transcription coregulator activity. The record is from RefSeq and is a predicted model, not a curated record. Gene Ontology annotation, biological process: actin cytoskeleton organization. NCBI's taxonomy places the organism in Eukaryota, Metazoa, Chordata, Actinopteri, Beloniformes, Adrianichthyidae. Gene Ontology annotation, cellular component: stress fiber; Z disc; nucleus.
UGAACCUUCCCACAGAGGAGGAGGAGGAGCAGAGGGAGGAAGGGGCGGCAUUUCGUGCCAGAGCCAGCUUUUACGCACGGAGAGCGCAGAGUCAGAGUGGCUGAAUAGCGCAGCGGAGGAUCAACGGAGGGGCAGCAGCGCGGCGGCGCGGCGAGACCUUCAUCUGCACCGACUCCCAGAGCGAACAGACGCAAGCAUCAUGAGUGAGCGCUUUGACUGCAGAAACUGUAAGGCGUCUUUGUACGGACAGCAAUACAUCAAGGUGGAGAAUGAGCCCCACUGUAUCAACUGCUAUGACCAGCUGCACGCCAACACCUGCCAGGAGUGUACAGAAAUCAUUGGACACAAUGACAAGGAGCUCACCUUCAAGGACAGAUAUUACCAUGAGCACUGCUUUCGCUGUUUCCGCUGCGAUCGCUCCCUGUCCAACGCGUCUUUUACCAGCCAUGAGGACGUGCUGCUUUGCAAUGACUGCUACUGCAAUGAGUUUUCCUCCAAGUGCGUGUCCUGCAACAAAAUCGUCAUGCCAGGAUCCAAGAUCCUGGAGUUUGAUGGCUCCUCCUGGCACGAGGACUGUUUCGUGUGUCACAGCUGCGAGAAACCGAUUGGAGGUGAAUCCUUCGUCCCCAACGAGAAUCAGUACUACUGUGUGCCGUGCUAUGAGGGCAGGUUCACGCCACGGUGCAGCCACUGCAACAAGGCUCUGACCAAAGGCGGGGUGAGCUACCAGGGCGGGGUGUGGCACAGAGAGUGCUUCCUGUGCACGGGCUGCAGCGCUCCGCUGGCCGGCCAGCCCUUCACGUCGCAGGGCGAGACUCCGUACUGCGUUAAGUGCUUCAGCAACCUGUACGCCAAGAAGUGUGCCGGCUGCAACUCAGCCAUCACAGGUUUUGGAGACGGGAAGUACAUUUCCUUUGAGGACCGGGAGUGGCACCAGCCGUGCUUCAAGUGCUCACGCUGUUCCGUGUCACUGGUCGGCUCUGGCUUCUUUCCGUACCGGGACCAGAUUCUGUGCAGAGACUGCAACGACGAUGACUGAGGGGCUCAAAGAGGGAGACCGGAAGCGUCCGAACCUCAUGUGGACACAGAAAUGGAUCACUGCUCCACUUUUGUAAAACCUCCAUAGCGCAACUUUCAAUAAUUUCUACCUUCAGACUCACUUAAAUGUUCUUUAUUUUCUUAUUUUGCACUAAGAAUUAAAAGAAUAAUGUGACUUCUC